ACAUUGUUCGUCAGCAUUCAUAACUAUUUAUCGGUUAGUAUAUUUGAUCACAAAAUAGAUCACUUCCGGUAAAAUGGCUGCGCCCAUGGAACCAAAACAAAACUCUUUGGUCGAUAUAAACAUUACAAUUAUUUUCCAGCUGUAAAUUUGUAAGUGUAUUUCUCGAUUAACUAUGUCGGAAUACAGAGAAUAUCGUUCCAAGCAUAGACAUAAACAUCAUCAUCGACACGAAGAUGACAGACGACGAAAACACUACGAUGAUACUGAUACUGAUAGGCAACAAAAUGAAUCUCAUUCUACUAAACAUAGGCAGACCAGGGAUGAGGAGAGAAGAAGAGAUCACAUUCAUGAAACCACCACGAAAUACUCAAGGGAGAAAGACAGGCACCAGUCUGGCAGUAAUCGACAAGAUACAAAAUGUUAUGUAAGCGACAAAAAAAGAAAAACUGACUCUGACCAAGAUGAAUAUGGAGCAGAUACAUGUAAUAAUAGAUAUAUGAAAAAACAUCAUCAUUCAUCACAUGCAGUCCCAAAUUAUAGAUCUGAAAGUGAGAGUGAAGAUGACAGAUUUCAAAGACAUCAUUCAUCCAAAAGGAAAAAUGAAGAUGUCACGGAAAGACUUACUUCAAAAUCCAGAAAUGAUAGAGGUAAAAAUGAAGAUGGGUAUGAGAGGAAAAACAGAAGUGAUGCUGCUAAAAAUGAUGCUGAUGAUACUAACCCAGAUUCGGAUGAAGAAAGAAGAAGACUGGAAUUUGAUUUUACAAACUAUAAACACUCAUUAAACAGAAUAUUCUUCAGAGAAACGGAUUUCAUCAAAAGAGGCUCUCCAGAAUAUGAUGACUUUUGGGCAUUUUUGGUGAAGUAUCAAGAAUUUCAAAAGAAAAAAGCAAUGAAAUCAAAGGAUAAGUCAAAGCCGAGGGAAGUUGAUGAUAAAGGGACAUUAGAUCUACCACAGCAUUAUGAUAACAGAUAUAGAAUCAAUCUAACUGUUGUCAGUAAAGAUAUUGAAACUUUUCUUAAAAAGGGCAGAUUGAUUGAUUAUGAUGUAGAAAGGGAACUAACCAGAGAUAGAGUGCAACAGUUUAAGAGUAUAUUAGUACAUUACUUAGAUUUUCAACAAAAACAGAAGCUAAAUAAAUUAAAGAAGAUACGUAAAGACCAAGAGAAUUUACCUAUUUAUCAGUUUCGUCAGAUGAUCGUACAAAUGAUCAAAAGACAUCAGAUAGUUAUAGUAGCAGGUGAUACAGGCUGUGGUAAAUCUACACAGGUGCCACAGUAUCUUCUUCAUGCUGGAUUUACUAAGAUAGCAUGUACACAACCUAGACGUAUAGCAUGUAUAUCAUUAUCUAAACGUGUUGGAUAUGAAACAUUAAAUGAAUUUGGUUCUCAGGUUGCAUAUCAGGUUCGAUUUGAGAAGAGCAAAACUCAGUCAACAAAGAUUCUAUUUCUAACAGAAGGUUUGUUAUUAAGACAGAUGACAUCUGAUAUGUAUUUAUCACAAUAUGAUGUUAUUGUUAUUGAUGAGGUUCAUGAACGUCACAUAUUUACUGAUUUUUUACUGGGUGUUUUAAAAUGUUUGUUAAAACAACGAGAAGAUUUGAAACUGGUAUUGAUGUCAGCUACUAUAAAUAUAUCCCUGUUUAGUUCGUAUUUUGAUGAUGCCCCAGUAAUAAAGGUUCCCGGUCGUUUGUAUCCAAUUCAAUUAGAAUAUUGUCCUAUUAAGAAAGAUGAGCUGUCGGGAAAAACAGAGAAAAUAGAUCCAUCACCUUACCUAAAGAUCUUAAACCUCAUAGAUCAUAAGUACCCAGCUAAUGAAAGAGGUGAUGUGUUGAUAUUUUUAAGUGGUAUGACAGAAAUUAUGGCGAUAUGUGAUGCUGUUAAACAGUAUAGUCUAGAAUCAAAACAUUGGAUAGUGUUACCACUUCACAGUGCUCUCUCUAUACAAGAACAAGAUAAGGUAUUUGAUAUCGCACCUGAAGGUGUAAGAAAAUGUAUAGUAUCAACUAAUAUAGCAGAAACAUCAGUAACUAUAGAUGGUGUCAGAUUUAUUAUAGAUUCAGGCAAGGUGAAAGAAAUGAACUUUGAUCCAAAAUAUAAAAUGCAGAGAUUACAAGAGUUUUGGAUAAGUGUUGCUAGUUCUGAACAAAGAAAGGGAAGAGCUGGUAGAACAGGUCCAGGUGUGUGUUUUAGACUCUAUGAUAAAACAGAUCAAGAAGCAUUUCAAGAAUUUUCAACACCUGAGAUUAAACGUGUUAGCUUAGAUACACUAAUAUUACAGAUGUUAUCUAUGGGAUUACCUGAUGCUAGAAAGUUUCCAUUUAUUGAAGCUCCAUCAAUGAGUAGUAUAGAAAAUGCUGUUAUUUCUUUAAAAGAACAUGGAGCAUUAAAAGGUGAUGAAAGUUUAACACCUAUAGGUGAGAUGUUAUCUAGAUUACCUGUAGAGGUAGCUAUAGGUAAAAUGUUAAUCAUGGGAUCUAUAUUCCAUAUGAUAGAUCCUGUAUUAUCUAUAGCAGCAGCUAUGAGCGUACAAUCACCAUUUCCUUAUAAAGCACAUACAGAUCACGAAGCUGUUGCUGCUAGAAAACCAUUAGAAUCAGAACAUGGAGACCCUUUUACACUUCUUAAUGCUUUUGAUGAAUGGAUUCAGGUAAAAGCAGAAGGUAGGGGAACAAAGAAAUGGUGUAAACAUAGAGCUAUGGAAGAACAGAGAUUUUAUGAAAUGAUUAAACUAAAAAGACAGUUUCAAGAUUUGCUUAAAGAUCAUAACCUAUAUGAGAAAGUAACAGAAGAAGAUAGAUAUUUGACCAGUGAUCAAAGACGACAAAAACAUGGUGAAAGAAAAAGAUUAAGAGAAUUAAAAAAAGAAAAGAAUAAAGAAUCUAAAAAGAGAAAAGUUUUAAAAUUAGAAGAAAAUGAUUACACUAUUAGUGAUGGUGAAGAGGAUGAUAAAGGAAAUGAUAUCAAAGAUUUAGAGUUUCGACUAUCAAAUGAUCUCAACCAGUUACAGGAAACUGCAAAUAAAAGUCGUCAUUUUACCUUACGAGAUAUCAACUUAUUGAAAAUUAUCUUAUGUAGUGGUUUAUAUCCACAAGUAGCUAUUGCUGAUGAUUGUAAUACAUAUAAAAUGGAUACAGAUCAAGCUUAUCAUACCAAGAAUAAAGGUUUUAUAUUAUUACAUCCUACCAGUGUUUUUACGACACAACCUGAAGUUUUACAGCCACCGGACAUAAAAGACAAGAAAAAUUGUCCAGAUGAUUUAAGAGGAAAACUAAGUAGAAAACAUGAACUAUUAGCUUUUGUUUCUCUGUUGGAGACCAACAAACCAUAUUUGGUAAAUAUUAUGAGAGUUCCAGCCUUACAGACAGUUACAUUAUUCUCUAAUUCUAUAGACACCAAUAGUAACUGUACCAGGUUGGUAUGCGAUGGUUGGUUAGAAAUAAGAUUUGCCGAUGCAGAGUCCGCACAGUAUAUCAUCUCUAGUAUUAUACAGUUACGCUCUAAAUGGCAAAAUCUUCUACAACUCCGACUAGAAGACACAUUUAAAAACAUGGAUAGUGAAAAGAAAACAAGUUCUCGAGCUAGAAGACUGGAAAAAUUACUGGCAGAAAAAUUAACUGAGUUUCUAGAAAGUAGUGUUGAGUAUGCUAUCAGACGGAUAUUAGCAGCAGAAGUUCAACAUUUAUAUAAUGGACCAACUCUAGCACCAAUAGAUGAAGAAAGUGAAGGCAGUAUAUCACAGUGUAUUAUGGGUAGUGGUAAAGAACAUAUUAUUAAAGGUGGUGUACAGGUGAAUGAUUAUCUGGUUGUUAACUGUUUACGUGAAGAUUCAUCAAGUGGUAAUGUGUGGAAUGAAUUUACAUCCACUAUGCAGAAACAUUGGACAUGUCCGCAGUGUGAUACAAGUAUGAUAGUUACUGUCAUGGAGAGAUUACAACAUGAAUCUGAAUGUUUAGAAAAACACAAUACAGUAAAUCCAGUAGAGGAAGAAAGACUUAUAGAAGAAGAGAGGAAAACCCAAGAAAAUCAUCUGAGAAAAUCUUAUUUCUGUACAGACUGUGAUAAACAAUAUUCUUUUACAUCAACUGAAAUAUUAAAACAUAAAAAAUCACAUAAAACACCCAGCUGACAUUAAAUAUAAUAUCUUAAUUUAUAUCAUGA
Patella vulgata (common limpet) is the source of this 4158-nucleotide messenger RNA. Its product is annotated as probable ATP-dependent RNA helicase DHX34. The record is from RefSeq and is a predicted model, not a curated record. The transcript has 29 exons. NCBI's taxonomy places the organism in Eukaryota, Metazoa, Mollusca, Gastropoda, Patellidae. Gene Ontology annotation, molecular function: RNA binding; ATP binding. Bases 173 to 4126 code for a protein of 1317 amino acids. Gene Ontology annotation, cellular component: intracellular anatomical structure. Gene Ontology annotation, biological process: nuclear-transcribed mRNA catabolic process, nonsense-mediated decay.